GGCUGCCUGACUGCUUCAUAAGCCGCAGACAGUUCGGAUUGCUCGACAAGCUGCUUGCCACCACCUCACUCCGUACUGUCCAGUUUGUAACACUCCUUUUAACGUAAACCGCGCCUGUUCUUUCUCUUCUUCGGUCAAGCCUCCGAAUCCCUGCCUCAGACUACCAAGUAACCGAUAGUUCCUGCACCGCUGUCUGCUUGGAGGGGCGGCUCCUGCCUUGACUACCUAGGUACGUUGCACCUUGGGCCUCGCCACAACCUUUACACUGUGAAGUGUCAAUCAGGAAGGCCCGGGCUCGCUCAUAAAGUCUAACGCUGUUCUCGCUGUUCUCGCUGUUCUCGCUGUUCUCGCUGUUCUCGAGCAUCUUCAUAUUGCAUUCCUCGGCUAGUCACUUGUGGUUAUAUCUAGAAGAGGACAGCGACGCGUCGCAUCAAAGCGUUCCGGGGCCUCCUCGGACUCUGAACCCGGCAUCUUUUCAAGACCUUAUACAAAGCGUAUCAACUGCUGGACCCAUUUAUUCACACAUUAACCAGGAUGUCUUCUCAUGUGGUUGUUGUUUCACCCGACGUUAAGAGGGUCAACGUCAAGGUCAAUCCUGCAACUCACAUGUUCCAUGUUCUUGAGGAGGCAUGCAAGAAGCUGAACCUGCAGGCGGACAAGUGGUCUCUCAAGCACCAGAAGAGGUUGAUCAACCUCAAAGAUACGUUUCGCGUUACUGGCCUGACACCAGGGGCCAAACUUGAGCUUGUAGCAAGAUCCAAGACGACCUCCGUGGUGAAUAUCGCCCUCCAGCUUCCGGAACCUGAAUCCAUGUCGGUGGUCAACGGACGCUUGACGGAGAAGUUCAGAAGUGAUACCACGCUAUGGAAGAUGCUCCGGCAGUUUGAAUCCAAAGGGUCGCAGUCAGGCCAGGUAUUCAACUUCACUGACCGGGGUAUACCUCAGACAAGCAACGGUACCCAGGCUGGAAGUGGACAAUUAUAUUAUGAGAUGCCGUCACUUCGAAUUAUGAGUCGGGAAAUCUCAUCCCUUGCAGAGUUUCAAAAGACUCUUUCACAACUGGGCUUGACCGCUGGGAGCCAUAGGAUCCAGUUGUCCUUCACGCCCACGGAAAAGACACUCAACGACGCAAUGCAGGAGAUCUCUCAAUUCUUCAAAGAGGAGGAAACGGCAGAGGCAAAGGAACAGAGUACGGUGGCGGGUGCGUCGUCAGCCAAGACUGAUUCGCUGCUGGACACACCCAACCCAGAGAGCGUCGAUAGUACCACCCUCCAGGCUCCCUUGGUUGCUGAAACAGGAGCGGGAGUCGCUGGUGGUUCACAAGUGGUGGAAUCAGCUCAAUCCGGAGCAGCGCCCGCAGACGCGAGGGAAUUGCCGAUUGAUGGGCAGCAGCAGAGCGACGCUAUGGAAGUCGAUAGCGGAAACCCACAGCCUCGGGCGAUUGGCGACGAGGCUCGUGAUCCUGGUACGAGCGUUUCAAGCCUCGAGCCUGUCAGCAUCUUUUCUGCGCCGACAAACUCCACGCCAGUCGCUGCCUCGGUCAAUGUCCCUGAUUCUGUCUACACUCCAACGAUAGCACACGCGCAGGCACACCAGCAUAACCUCCAGGCGAACGCCGUCAACAAGCGGCUCAAGUCUGAUGCGGAGCUUGCCGCAGACGCCCAGGCUGCGGAGGCCAAGGCUGCAGCCGUCAAGAAAAUUGACGUGAAAGUGCGAUUCCCGGACGAGACAUCGGCGCAAUGGACCUUUGGGCCCAUGGACACGGGUGCGACUAUUUACAAGGCCGUCCGAGGGGUCAUGGCGAAUGAUGCCGCCCCGUUCAAAUUGGUGCUACCUGGGGUUCCAUCUCCUCUGAAUCUCAUCAAGGAUGAAGACGGAACCAAGCAUAACCUUGUCCGAGGCUACAAAAUGUCAGGGCGCGUUCUUGUGAACCUCGUCUGGGAGGACAAGGUAUCUCAUACUAUCAAGAAAGCACCGUUCUUGAAGGACAGUUUCGCCAGUCAAGCAAGGAAUAUCGAGCUUCCACAGGCUCCCGAGGAGGAAGAAGGCGAGAGUAGCGUCACACCAGCUCCAGUUGCUCCACCCCGGUCGCAAAACAACGACGGCGGCGGCGCUCGCAAGAUGCCGAAGUGGCUCAAGGGCUUGUCCAAGAAAUAGACGUCUAUUUUAGCGAGGAACACAAUUCCUUGUUGCAAGAGCGAAGGCGUUCGGUGUUUCGAGAUUCAAAGCACGAUAGGGUUGGCAUUGGUGUAGCACUGCCUUGAGAUUUGCGCACGUCCGCCGCUGUUCGACAUCUUGGUCCCCUCCAACAGACAGGCACAGGCGUCUGCCAUAGAUUCAGGUCACCGGGGACCGAUGACCUUGGAGACAAGCAAGGAUCUGGCAUACACACCUUUUAUUACCUAGGUACGCUCUACGGUGUUUUCUGCAGACUGUCAACGGCUUGUAAGGAGAAACAGGUGGCGCCUGGUACACCGAAGCUUAUGUCAGUCCUUCCAACGGGCUUUUUAGCGUCAGCAGUAGAUGCGUACUGUAAUUUUAGCGGAAGAGAAAUAGACCUCGAUGAUCACUUGUCAUUGGCAGAAUAGUUACCUUCUUGGUUCCUUGCGCCCUGUUGUACGGGUGGCUAGGCUUGUCUGAUUUACAUGAGAAGCUGAUGGGAGCUGAGAGUUCAACAUAGAGACAUAGAGACACAUCGGAUCAGGAUCCCAGCUCAUCUUUCGCGCCUCUGCGAUUAAGCAGAUCAAGUGGGCAUUGCGGUGCUGAGAUUGUAACACCACCAGAUAGGAAGAUCAUGAAUAUUGGUGCUUCAAAGUGUCAUCAUU
Molecule: messenger RNA, 2825 nt
Organism: Diaporthe batatas
Lineage: Eukaryota; Fungi; Ascomycota; Sordariomycetes; Diaporthales; Diaporthaceae
Exons: 2
Coding region: 535-2157 (540 amino acids)
Source: RefSeq, a predicted model, not a curated record